AUGUUAUUUUUGUUUCAAAUAAUUUUUUGUUCAAAACAAAUAUUAGAUGAUCAUAAUGAACCAUCAGAUCUAAGAACAAAUAUAUCAAGUACUUCAAGAGCAUACGAAAAUAAAGGAUUAGGUGAGAAUGUAGAUAUACAACAAAAGAGUCAAGAAAAAAAAAGUGCAAAUUUAGCUGUAGAUUAUUAUUCCUCCAAAAGCUUUUCAUCUUCUAGUUCAAAUAUUGAGUUUAAUAAUAUUUUAACUGAAAAUAAAAAAGUGUUACAAGCACUUAAAGAUAAGUUUUUUUUAAAUAUAAGAGAACAAUCAUUUACAGAUCUUAUCCAUUUUAACUUAGACAAAAAUUCUAAAUAUCGUAACAUUCGCCGGUGCAUAAGAUUAUAUUCUGAAUGGUUUAAAACUUUUACAAAUGAAACUUUUGAACUUCUUAUGAAUGACAUUGUAACUCUUUAUCUGUCAGAAAAUACUAAAAAGUUUUUAGUUGAAUUGGUUGAAUUUCUUAGAGAAGUUGCACAGUUUAUUGUUAGCUUAAAAAAACAUUUUUAUCUACGAAAACACAAUAAGUAUAAUGUAAUUAGUAAUUUAACAUUAAUUGAAACUACAAUGAAUGAAAUAAUUUUAAAAUUUGACUCUAAAGAGAUUGAAAUUUUUUUGAAGCAAGCUAUAAAAAAAAAUGACAAUGCCAAGUUUUCUGAUUUAAAUGUUCAAAAAGUUUUAUCGGAGAUAUUGUACAACAUUGAGUGGUUUGAAAAUAAAUAUAAACAAUAUGUUUAUUAUAUUGUAAGAUUCAAAGAUUUUUUGAAGAAACUGUAA
Messenger RNA from Vairimorpha ceranae, 813 nucleotides. RefSeq lists its product as hypothetical. The transcript has a single exon. Lineage: Eukaryota; Fungi; Microsporidia; Nosematidae. Bases 1 to 813 code for a protein of 270 amino acids. The record is from RefSeq and is a predicted model, not a curated record.